Molecule: messenger RNA, 1703 nt
Organism: Brassica napus (rape)
Lineage: Eukaryota; Viridiplantae; Streptophyta; Magnoliopsida; Brassicales; Brassicaceae
Product: probable serine incorporator
Exons: 13
Coding region: 289-1473 (394 amino acids)
Cellular component (GO): membrane
Source: RefSeq, a predicted model, not a curated record
AAGGAUUCUUCCUUUUUCAGAGAUUUUGAUACUUUUAUUUUGCUUAACAUUUUGAUAAUCAUUAUUCAUUAGUUAAUAUUCCAUUUUCAUUAGUACGAUCUAUUUUAGUUAUUUAAGAAAGUACUUAAGAUUUCUAUAUUACUCGUUUGUUACUCAUUAAAGGUAGAGGGUGCUCCGGAAGUUUUAUCAGACUAGCUAGCUCGAGAAAGAGAAGAGGAAAUUCUUUGGAUUUAAUUAAGAGCUUUUAUCUGUUUUACUCUGAAGAGAGUCUGCUAAGUUUAAAUACCUAUGGAGACCGGUGCAAGCAGUGACAAAAAUGGCUAUGAAGUAAUCAAGAAUGGUUCAUGGUUUAUCCAAUUUCGUAAUGGCUACAAUCCAUGGAUGGCUAGAUAUGUGUAUGGUCUAAUGUUCCUCUUGGUGAAUCUGCUGGCUUGGGUUGUCCGUGAUUAUGGCCGAGGUGCCUUGACAGAGAUGAAAAAAUUUAAGAAUUGUAAAGAUGGGCUAAACUGUUUAGGGACUGAAGGAGUUUUACGGGUUAGCUUGGGAUGUUUUCUAUUUUAUUUCAUUAUGUUUCUCUCAACCGUCGCUACGUCAAAGACGCAUUCAUCAAGAGAUAAAUGGCAUUCAGGAUGGUGGUUUGCUAAGCUUCUAAUGUGGCCUGGAUUAAUCAUAUUCCCUUUCUUGCUGCCUUCUUCUAUCAUUGACCUUUACGGGGAGAUUGCACAUUUUGGUGCAGGGGUCUUUCUCUUGAUACAGCUUAUUAGUAUCAUCAGUUUCAUUACAUGGCUCAAUGAAUUUUUCCUAUCCCAAAAAGACGCAGAGAGAUGCCAUGUCCAUGUGAUGCUACUAGCAACUAUUGCGUAUACCUUAUGCAUAUUAGGUGUGAUUUUGAUGUACAUAUGGUAUGUGCCUGAUCCAUCAUGCCUUCUCAACAUAUUUUUCAUCACAUGGACUUUGUUCCUAAUCCAACUCAUGGCAAGUAUCUCUCUACAUCCCAAAAUAAAUGCUGGAUUCUUGACUCCCUCGCUUAUGGGGCUUUAUGUUGUUUUCAUCUGCUGGUGCGCCAUUAGAAGUGAGCCAGUAGGAGAAAUUUGCAACAGAAAUGCUGAAUCUUCUAGCAGAACGGACUGGCUUACCAUCAUAAGCUUUGUGGUUGCACUGCUUGCGAUGGUAAUCGCGACAUUCUCCACGGGAGUAGAUUCACAAUGCUUUCAGUUUAGAAAAGAUGAGAACCAAGAAGAAGACGCGAUUCCUUACGGAUACGGAUUCUUCCAUUUUGUGUUUGCUACGGGAGCAAUGUACUUUGCAAUGCUACUUAUUGGUUGGAAUAUUCAUCAUUCCAUGAAAAGGUGGACUAUUGACGUUGGGUGGACAAGUACUUGGGUUAGGAUAGUAAACGAAUGGCUUGCGGUUUGCAUUUACAUUUGGAUGUUGGUGGCUCCAAUGAUACUGAAGAACAGACAAACAACAUAAGAGCUACUUGUCACCUCUCUGUAUUAUGAAAACCAGACAGAUGUUUUCACCAUCAGUUUGGAUCUGACCAGAAAAAUAGAUAGAAUAUUAUGAUUGGGGAAUUGUGUUAAAUCAUAUGUUUGUAUUUGUGUAGGAUACAAGCUAUUGAUUAAUAUUAAGUUAUUAACUGUGAUCCUCAUGGGGGUUUCUAUUAUACAUCCCCUAUAUAUUAAAAGAGAAGCAUUACAACA